Molecule: messenger RNA, 417 nt
Organism: Trachymyrmex cornetzi
Lineage: Eukaryota; Metazoa; Arthropoda; Insecta; Hymenoptera; Formicidae
Exons: 3
Coding region: 28-330 (100 amino acids)
Source: RefSeq, a predicted model, not a curated record
UUUUUCGGACCUAAUAGUGAAUAUAUUAUGUCUGGAUCCAAUUGUGGUGAUAUAUUCAUUUAUGACAAGAAUACAGAAGACGUUGUACAGUGGUUGUCACUGUACGAUCAAUUUAUGUCCAGAAGAGAUUAUGAGAUAUGUCACGUAGUGGGUCAUCCGCAUAUUCCCAUUCUUGCGGCGAAAUACGGAACCAGUGUUAGAAUAUGGUCGCCUUCGAGCAGAGAAUCUCCGACACAAUCAAAAUUCAGGAAUAAAGAAAUAAAGACGUUAUGUGAACGCAACCUAAGGAGGCAACGACUAUUAUCUCUCCGACCAGAAUUAUCUCUUUAAAGAAGAACAUCGUAAUGCCUACAACAUCGAUGACUAUUAUUCGGACGACUUAUUGAUGGCGCUAGAUGGACGAGAGUGAUAGUCAGU